Gopherus flavomarginatus (Mexican gopher tortoise) is the source of this 1669-nucleotide messenger RNA. RefSeq lists its product as uncharacterized. Bases 563 to 1669 code for a protein of 368 amino acids. The transcript is spliced from 4 exons. Lineage: Eukaryota; Metazoa; Chordata; Testudines; Testudinidae. The record is from RefSeq and is a predicted model, not a curated record.
AUCAAGUCUAGAACAGCUUCCCCCCAGUAGCUUUUUCAACUUUCUGCAAUAAAAAGUUGUCUGCAAUGCAGUCCAGGAACUUAUUGGAUAGUCUGUGCCCUGCGGUGUUAUUUUCCCAACAUAUAUCUGGAUAUGUUGAGAGUCUCUGGGUUAGGCUAAAAGGGGUAAAAAACAUGGGUGAUGUCGUGCUGGGAGUCUACUACAGGCCACCUAAUCAGGUGGAAGAGGUGGAUGAGGCUUUUUUCAAACAACUAACAAAAUCAUCCAAAGCCCAAGAUUUGGUGGUGAUGCGGGACUUCAACUAUCCAGAUAUAUGUUGGGAAAAUAACACCGCGGGGCAUAGACUAUCCAAUAAGUUCCUGGACUGCAUUGCAGACAAAUUUUUAUUUCAGAAAGUUGAAAAAGCUACUGGGGGGAAGCUGUUCUAGAUUUGAUUUUAACAAAUAGGGAGGAACUCGUUGAGAAUUUGAAAGUAGAAGGAAGCUUGGGUGAAAGUGAUCAUGAAAUCAUAGAGUUUGCAAUUCUAAGGAAGGGUAGAAGGGAGUACAGCAAAAUAGAGACAAUGGAUUUCAGGAAGGCGGAUUUUGGUAAGCUCAGAGAGCUGAUAGGUAAGGUCCCAUGGGAAUCAAGACUGAGGGGAAAAACAACUGAGGAGAGUUGGCAGUUUUUCAAAGGGACACUAUUAAGGGCCCAAAAGCAAGCUAUUCCGAUCAUUAGGAAAGAUAGAAAAUGUGGCAAAAGACCACCUUGGCUUAACCACGAGAUCUUGCGUGACCUACAAAAUAAAAAGGCGUCAUAUAAAAAAUGGAAACUAGGUCAGAUUACAAAGGACGAAUAUAGGCAAAUAACACAGGAAUGCAGAGGCAAGAUUAGAAAGGCAAAGGCACAAAAUGAGCUCAAACUAGCUAUGGGAAUAAAGGGAAACAAGAAGACUUUUAAUCAAUACAUUAGAAGCAAGAGGAAGACCAAGGACAGGGUAGGCCCACUGCUCAGUGAGGAGGGGGAAACAGUAACGGGAGACUUGGAAAUGGCAGAGAUGCUUAAUGACUUCUUUGUUUUGGUCUUCACUGAGAAGUCUGAAGGAAUGUCUAAUAUAGUGAAUGCUUACGGAAAGAGGGUAGGUUUAGAAGAUAAAAUAAAAAAAGAGCAAGUAAAAAAUCACUUAGAAAAGUUAGAUGCCUGCAAGUCACCAGGUCCUGAUGAAAUGCAUCCUAGAAUACUCAAGGAGUUAAUAGAGGAGGUAUCUGAGCCUCUAGCUAUUAUCUUUGGGAAAUCAUGGGAGACGGGGGAGAUUCCAGAAGACUGGAAGGGGGCAAAUAUAGUGCCCAUCUAUAAAAAGGGAAAUAAAAACAACCCAGGAAACUACAGACCAGUUAGUUUAACUUCUGUGCCAGGGAAGAUAAUGGAGCAAGUAAUUAAAGAAAUCAUCUGCAAACACUUGGAAGGUGAAGAAGGUCUGCCAGUAGAUGCCAUGGUGGAUAAAACACUCCUGGUUUAUCUGCACAAGGGUUUCUAUCAUUACUACUACCAGUUGAACUGUACAACUGGUAUCAACAGUAGAUUGUUUAAGAAAAUGUUUACCAUGGACAAGGACUUAAUGAGCCAGGUUUUUCCAGCUGCAAAAAAGUAUGACCAAUUAACAGUAAAGCCACCAGUUGUGCUGCAGUAA